GAUCCUCCUACUCCUGGUUUUUUACCAACACAAAUGGUAGAAAAAUCAUUCAAAAACCUGAAACUAAAGAAACUUUACAUUUCAGUGUCAGUUGUUGGUUUUUUCCUGUUUGCUGCAACUUUAGUUGCUUGUGGUUUAUAUAUAAGGGCCAUGAGGAAAUUCAAGGCAGAGAAAAAUCGUUCUUCGAUACAUAAAAGCUCUGUUACUUCAGGUUCAACACCAAAAAAUUCCCCUCAAACGACUACUAGAAGUUCCACGAAUUCGUGCUUAUCACCUGAUUUACUUGCAAGAAUAAAGUACUCUUUAGGGGAGUACAAUAUAGAUGAAUUGAAAAGAGCGACGAAUAAUUUUAGUGAAAGAACUAAGAUAAGUGACAAUGCAUACAACGGUUGUGUUGAUAAUGCUGAAGUAUUGAUCAAUAAAAUAAGAUUUGAGGACACAAAACAAGUAAUUGAUGUACACUCAAGAAUCAAUCAUGUCAAUAUUGUUAACCUUCGAGGUGUUUGUUAUGGCGAGGAUGACAUUUCAGGAUCUUAUCUUGUGUUUGAAUAUUCAUCAAAUGGAACAUUAAGGGAUUGUUUGUCAAACUCCUUAGCUUCUCUUAGUUGGCAUAAAAGAACUCAAAUUGCCUUUGACAUUGCCAGAGGGUUACAUUACUUGCACUUUUGCACUAUUCCACCUUAUACACACAUGAACAUAAAUAGCAAAAAUAUCUUCUUGACUCCGAAUUGGAGGGCAAAGCUUGCUGUUUUUGGAGCUAAGGCUGUCAUUGGAACGACGAAGGAAAUUGAAAGUAUUGGAAGUCUCGGGGGCUAAAUUUCCUCCGAGCAUCUAGUACAUGGCUCAGUGUCUGAAAAAGUGGACAUUUUUGCAUUCGGGGUAGUAUUACUCGAGCUGAUAUCGGGAAAAGAAGAUGUUGAUGGAAAUUUUAUGAGGGAUUCAAUUACAUUUUUGAGAGGGGAAGCUAAUGAAGGAGGAUGCUUUGAACAUUGAAAAAUUUCAUUGAUCCAUGCCUUAGGGAAGAUUACCCUUUAGCAGAAGCAUUAUGUUUAGCUGUUUUAGCUAAAGCUUGUAUUGAAGAUGAUCCUUUUCAUAGGCCAUCUAUGGAUGAUAUAAUUAAAGUUCUUUCUAGAAUAGUAUGACUUUCUUUAGCCGAGGGUCGAUAGAGCCUCCACAAGGUAGGUGUAAGGUUUGUGUACACACUAUCUUCCUCCGAACCCCGCAUGUGAAAAUAGACUGGAUAUGUUGUUGUUGUUUCCAGAAUGGUAUGGUUUCAGAAACAUAUUCCAUUCAUUAUGCAAUGUUAGUUUUCCUCAAUUAAUUGUA
Molecule: messenger RNA, 1326 nt
Organism: Nicotiana tabacum (common tobacco)
Lineage: Eukaryota; Viridiplantae; Streptophyta; Magnoliopsida; Solanales; Solanaceae
Product: protein LYK5-like
Biological process (GO): protein phosphorylation
Molecular function (GO): protein kinase activity; ATP binding
Source: RefSeq, a predicted model, not a curated record